This is a messenger RNA of Histoplasma capsulatum G186AR, 1523 nucleotides long. RefSeq lists its product as uncharacterized. The transcript is spliced from 3 exons. The record is from RefSeq and is a predicted model, not a curated record. The coding region runs from base 53 to 1228 and encodes 391 amino acids. NCBI's taxonomy places the organism in Eukaryota, Fungi, Ascomycota, Eurotiomycetes, Onygenales, Ajellomycetaceae.
CUCGGGUUUUCCAGGCCAAAUUUCUUCCCAGUAAGUUCUGUUUUCAGGGACCAUGAAUGCAUUCAAGUUUUGGAAGCAGACCUGCUGCAAGAUUGGAUCGAGGUACCGUCUUCGGUAUUAUACAAGUCUCGCGCCCCUCCGAUCCCGCAUCACAAAGCCACUAGUGGCCAGUCCUGGCAACUGGUAUCUUGGCGAAGCCCACAUUGGCGGAGAGACUGUUACUGUGCAAUCACAGUCGAUUUUGGACGACCAUGAUCUUGAACAACUCUGUCAUGGCCAGUUUCCCGCUAACUGCGAAGGUGAAGAGAUACGGCUAGGAAAAAUUUCGCUGGAUAAUUUUCGUCGAAUACGAGCGGCGUUUGAAGCUCGCGCUGAAGCGGAGGAACCUAUCCGGAGCUAUGUCACGUACAACGCCAAGUUUUCCACCGCUUCCGCACUCAAAGCUCCAUCGACAGAAGUCCACAGCUUUGCGAUAGCGGAACUUGGACGCCAAAUGAACGGCAGUAUCGAAAAGACGUUCCCGUCGACGGUGAGAGACUGCUUCAUGUUCCGAAUCGAAGCCAGUCAGGCAGGAUUCGACUCGAAGGAUAAGAGUGAAAGCAUAAUCAAAGUCCCCGACGCUUCGCUCCAAUAUUUCGACGACCCUCAAGGUGUAUAUUUGCAGAACAUUUUCAUUUUUCAGAUUGGAUUUCGUGAGCAGUACUCUUCUUUGAAGAGCUCCAUGGACUUGUGGCUAGAGGGAGAUAAAGAUGUCCAAGCAGUCUUUCUGGUCAAAUUUACAGAGAAGCCGCAAUACAGGACACCUAUUAAUGUCCGCCACCCUCCUAUUCAGUUUCAAGAGGAUGCGAAGCUUCCAAUUGAAGAGACCAAGCAGCCUAAGUUGGUGGAGGAAUCAGGGAGAGUUUUGAUUCAUGGAAAAGUCUUUGCCCAUAGAAUCACAGGAUUCUGUGAGCUCUGGGUGCGAAAUCCAGAUACGGGAAAGGCCGAGCUUCGAGGCAAACGUAUAGAUUUCUAUGACAGCGACUCUUCAGUCAAGAUCGAGUCUCCCGAGCUGAAGAUUGAUUUCGAAACCUACUUGCCGAACGUACCGGAGCUUCGGGGAAAGUCUUUUGUCAUGGACUGGCGCAAAAUGGCGUCAGUGGUCCAGAGGGGCCAUAAGCGCACUGCUAUCCAGCGCUAUCUCAUGGCACUGAAACGGUGUCACGCUGCGCAAGCUAAGGAGCCCUAAUUGUCACCGCCAAAGUUCCUACUACUUCGAAACUUGCAGCAGUCCCAUCAGGUUACGUCUCAAUGUCCUGGAUCCAACAUCUUUACUUGAACCCUGUUGUUCCCUUCAUCUGCUGAACUUGCCCACUGAGCUGGUAGUUUGCACUAGGAUAAUAGUUCUGCGGAUGACACGCUUUGCAGUCAAGAAAUGAGAGAAGGGGGCCCCGGUUGUUGAGCGGAAGUAUCUAUAGUGCAAUCCAACUUGCAUGAUUAGGCGGAGGGGCAACGUGCAGUUAUUUGAGAAUAUGUUCGAUGAU